Aedes aegypti (yellow fever mosquito) is the source of this 1842-nucleotide messenger RNA. Its product is annotated as lipid storage droplets surface-binding protein 2. Gene Ontology annotation, cellular component: cytosol; lipid droplet. The transcript is spliced from 3 exons. Bases 400 to 1371 code for a protein of 323 amino acids. The record is from RefSeq and is a predicted model, not a curated record. NCBI's taxonomy places the organism in Eukaryota, Metazoa, Arthropoda, Insecta, Diptera, Culicidae. Gene Ontology annotation, biological process: lipid storage; positive regulation of triglyceride storage.
CUAAUCCUAACCAUUUCCCCAAGACAAAUCAAACAGAAUCGAGAACCGUCGGUGUUCGUUCCGAUCCAAGUAAACUGUGGUAAUUUCGAUAGAGCACAGUAGUAAGCAAACGCGUCGCGACGCCCAUUAGUGAGUGCAUCUUUGGAUUGAGAGAGUGCUGCGGGAGCGAUCACAAAUGAGAGAGUGGUGAUAAACGCAAAGCGGACUGUUGCUGCAGACUACUAGAAGCGAACUCGUACCCUCGGCAGUGCCUCAUUCGAUUGCCGGACGUCGUCAAACGGUGAAGUGCACAGUGUGUAACUCCGCAAAGUGACUUGAAAUUACAGAAGCUAAUAAGUGACUGAUUGUGUGCAGUGAAGUUUUUUGAGAAUCCAAUCAGAAGAAAUACAUAGAAGAACAAUGUCUGCAAAAGUGCAAGAAAACGGAGACGUGAACUCGACCGUCGAGUCGAGCCUGUUGCCACAUCUGGAAUCGUGGGACAGAAUGCUGAAACUGCCCGUUGUGGACGCCACUUGGCAGCAAACGCAAAAUGUCUACGGACGCGUCAAAGACUACAAUCCCCUGCUGAACUGGGCCUUCGGAACGGCCGAGGAUGUGGUCCACCGUGCCGUCAGCAUCUCCGCCCCGCUGGUGCACAAGUUCGACCGCCCACUCCAGCUGGUCGAUCAGACCCUGGUCAAGGGCAUCGACCGCCUCGAGGUGAGCGCACCGAUCAUCAAGGAGCAGCCGCAGGAGAUCUACAACCAGGCCAAGUCCAAGGUCCUCGGCACGGUCAAGCCCUACACCGAGAAGGUGUGCGAACUGCGACAGGCCUCCCAGCAGAAGGCCGCCUCCCUGAAAGAGCUCUCCUGGAAGAAAGCCAACGAAGUACUGGCCUCCCAGUACGGAAGCAUCGCCGUGAACGGCGUGGACACCACCGCUCAGCUGGCCGAGCGUCUACUGGACUACUACUUCCCAAAGUGCGAAGGCGACGAUGAAGACGAUAACGCUCCCAUCUCGGUCAAGGAAGAUCCAGCCCUGCACACCGUCCAGACCGUAGGACGCCUCUCGAACAAAGUUGCCCGCCGCGUCUACCGCACCGUGUCCAAGCAGGUGAAAUCCCUCCGCAAGGAAGAUGUUAAGGAGUACGUCGUCACGUUGAUUGCCGUCCUCCGCCUGACCCAGUACCUCAACUUCCUGAACGACAAGCGGCAACAGCAGGCCGUGGAAGAUCAGCCCGCCCCUGCCAGCACCAGCAAAGCCCCCGCCACCACCCCUGCCAGCUCUAGCUCCGCCUCUGCCUCCAACACCUCGGCCGUGGUUGCUACGACCAACAGCAGCAAGACGCUCCAGGCCAAGAAGGAGACCGGCGAAGACCAGAGAUCGCAGUAGGUCGCAGGCGCGUAAUAAGACUAGGCUACGAUGUAACGUAACGUUUGUGUGUGUAUGCGGGAAUGCAAACCCCUAUAAGCGAACUGAUUAACUAGUAGAAUGUUAAUGUAAUCGUAGAUAUUUUUGCAUUUGUUUCGUUCUAUCAAUUGAGGGACAUUAAUUCAUCCUGAUCCGACUGCGGUCCAAGUCCGAGUGCAAAUCGAAUGUCUGAAUGUGUGUGCGAGUGUAUGUAUGUGAAACAGGGAAUGAAUGAGCAUUUACAGAAAGCAUUGUUUACUGUUAUAAGUGCUACACCUAGGGAGCGAAGAUUGUCUAGUCCUGGAGCCUAUUGAUCACCCAGGAGUGUAGAGUAACUUGAAUCGAAGCGUUUAUAUAUUUUCCCUAUUUUCAAAACAAUAUUUUUUAGAUGAGCUAUAUUAUUGUUUACUCGUAUCAUUAUAUAUUUUUUGUAAAAUUAAAAAGUGAAAAACG